Molecule: messenger RNA, 615 nt
Organism: Jaminaea rosea
Lineage: Eukaryota; Fungi; Basidiomycota; Exobasidiomycetes; Microstromatales
Product: mitochondrial import protein Pam17
Exons: 2
Coding region: 1-615 (204 amino acids)
Biological process (GO): protein import into mitochondrial matrix
Cellular component (GO): PAM complex, Tim23 associated import motor
Source: RefSeq, a predicted model, not a curated record
AUGCUGGUCCCUUCCUUGCGCACAUAUGCCACCUCAAAUUCUCCAGCAGCGGCGUCCUCGUCCUCUCCUUCGCCCUCGGCUGAAGCCCAACGCCUUCGAUGGUCCGACUACUUUGCCCUGCGCAAGAAGCGCGCAAGGUUCGGCCUCUUUACGCAGUACCCCACCAUUCUCCUCUCUCUCACUGCGUCCGGCUCCUUCUUCUUGACCUCGGAGAUCAAUCCGCUCCAGCCCGUCUUCGGCGUCGACCCGGCCAUCCUGGCCGUAGGAGCCACCAUGGCCUCGGCCUUCGCGGGAUAUCUCGUGGGACCCCUCAUCGGUAGCGGUGUGUGGAGCUUGUCGCAUCGCAAUCAGCUCAAGGCUAUGCAGCAGAGGGAUGCUGAGUUCUACGAGCAUGUCAAGCGUAAUCGCGUGGACCCGAGCCGCCAAUCAGUGCAGAACCCCGUACCAGACUUCUACGCCGAAAAGAUCUACAGCAUCAGCGACUACCGAAGAUGGCUGCGAGACUGCAGUGUCUACAGACGAAAGGCCGCUCACGGGCUCAAGCAGGACGCAGAGGCGCUGGCUGCCGGAGGAGAAGAAGUACCAGGGUCGCAAGCGGGUAAUGCUGCGAGGUAG